AUGGCGAUGCAGCAGCAGCAGCACAAGCAGCAGGAACGGUGCACGAGGGAGAAGGUGCCGGCGGUGGGGAGGGUGGCGAUCAUCGGCGGCGGGAUCAGCGGGCUGGCGGCGGCGAAGCAGCUGGCGGGGCACGACCCGGUGGUGUUCGAGGCGACGGCGUCGAUCGGCGGGGUGUGGAAGCACUGCGUGUACCGGUCGACGCGGCUGCAGACGCCGCGGCCGGACUACGAGUUCUCCGACAUGCCGUGGCGCAACCGCGACGACCCCACGUUCCCGACCCACGGGGAGAUCAUCGACUACCUCGAGGACUACGCCGACAAGUUCGACCUGUGGCGCUACAUCAUGCUCGGCGCCAAGGUCGUCGGCGUCAAGUUCCUCGGCGGCCCCGCCGCCGGCUUCACCGAGCUCUGGAGCGGCACCGGCGAGCCCCUCCAGGGCAAGCCCAUGUGGGAGGUCGGCGUCUCCACCUCCGACUCCGACGACGAUGUCCAGUGGUACAAGUUCGAGUUCGUGGUGAUGUGCACGGGGAAGUACGGCGACGUGCCGAGGAUGCCGGUGUUCCCGCCGGGGAAGGGGCCGGAGGUGUUCAAGGGGCAGGUGAUGCACUCGCUGGACUACUGCAAGCUCAACGAGCAGGAGACCGUCGAGCUGAUGCGAGGCAAGAAGGUCGUGGUGGUUGGCUACAAGAAGAGCGCUAUUGAUCUAGCCCUUGAAUGCGCCCAAGCCAACCAAGGUGAGGGAGGGCAGGCAUGCACGAUGCUGGUGAGGACGCUGCACUGGGUGGUGCCGUCCUACUCGAUCUGGGGCUUGCCUUUCUUCCUCUUCUACUCGACUCGCUUCUCCCAGCUCUUCUACGAGAGGCCCAACCAGGGCGUCCUCAGAUCUCUCCUCUGCCGCCUCAUGGCUCCACUGAAGGCGGGGGUGUCAAAGUUCAUCGAGUCGUACCUGUCAUGGAAGCUGCCGCUGAGCGAGUACGGGCUGAGGCCGGAGCACCCGUUCGUGGAGGACUACGCGAGCUGCCAGAUGGCCAUCCUGCCCGACGGCUUCUUCGACAUGGCCGGCCGCGACCUGAUCCGCUUCAGGCGGUCGGCCGGCGGGUGGUGCUUCUCCGAGAACGGCGUCGUCCUCGACGACGGCACCGAGGUGGAGGCCGACCUCGUCUUCCUCGCCACAGGCUUCGAGGGCAAGGACAAGCUCCGCUCCGUCCUCCCCGAGCCCUUCCGCGGCCUCGUCGUCAACAAGUCCGCCAUGAUGCCCCUCUACCGGGGGACGAUCCACCCGCUGAUACCGAACAUGGCGUUCGUGGGGUACGUGGAGAGCGUGUCGAACCUGCACACGUCGGAGCUCCGGUGCCGGUGGCUGGCGGGGCUGCUGGGCCGGCGGUUUCCGCUGCCGGCCGUGGAGGAGAUGGUGCGGCACGUCGACGGCGAGACGGAGGCGAUGCGCCGCACCACGCGCUUCUACCGCCGCCACUGCAUCUCCACCUACAGCAUCCACGACAGCGACGCCAUGUGCGCCGACCUCGGCUCGCGCGUCCACCGCAAGCCCAACUGGCUCGCCGAGCUCUUCGCGCCAUACAACAACCAGGAUUACAAGGAAGAGUAG
Messenger RNA from Oryza brachyantha (malo sina), 1605 nucleotides. RefSeq names its product probable flavin-containing monooxygenase 1. The record is from RefSeq and is a predicted model, not a curated record. Gene Ontology annotation, molecular function: NADP binding; flavin adenine dinucleotide binding; N,N-dimethylaniline monooxygenase activity. NCBI's taxonomy places the organism in Eukaryota, Viridiplantae, Streptophyta, Magnoliopsida, Poales, Poaceae. Bases 1 to 1605 code for a protein of 534 amino acids. The transcript is spliced from 5 exons.